AUGCUAAGGUAUGACGAUGAGGACGAGGAGUUCGUCAAGUUUAACGAGUCGGUAUUCGACCUGAGCGACCUUGAGAAUAUCGAUCAGAUCCCGCCUGAGAAGUCUAUGCGGGAUUAUUUCAACGAGAUUGGUCUGUCCCCGUCCAUGAUGAAGCUGUGUGAGGCAGGAUACGCUAACACGGCCGGUGGUCCGCUGGAGGACAUUUCGAUGCGUACUACAUGUCGCUACGAGAAGCAGUGGAUUGAGCUGGAGGACGAAGGUGACUACCGUGUUGUGCCGAGCUUUAUGCGAUUCGUUAACCUCUUCGCCGAGGGCGUGACAACUCGUCUCAACUGGCCUGUGGCAAGCGUGGACUACUCCCACAGCGACCGCAUCAUUGUGACCAACACAUCGGGCAAGCAGAUCUCGUGCCGCACGCUGGUUGUUACUGUAUCGACUGCCGUGUUCUCGAAGAUCGCCUACACACCGGCACUUCCUCAGGAGAAGAUCGACGCCGUGGCGUCGUUCAACAUGCGCCGUGCAGGUAAGGUGCUGCUGCACAUGUCGGGUCGCUUCUGGCCCGAGGACGCACACGGUGUCGUGUGCUCGGAUUGCUUCUUGCCGGAGUUCUGGGUCAACAGUACGCAGGGCAUUGGCCACCUUAAGUCCAAUGGCGAUAAGUUGUGUGCUGAGAAGGAAGCCAGCACGUCUGAGGACAGUGAGACGCAAUACCUGAUUACGGGUUAUGCCGGUGCGCUAUACGCGGAGAAGUUUGUCGGCAAGGACCACGAGGAGAUCAUUGAGGGCUUCCUCGACCAGCUCGAUAUGAUCUAUGGAACCGUGGACGAGCCGUCUCCUGCGCGGAAGUUCUUCGUUAAGGGCACGUACAAGGAUUGGGGUGACGAACCGUGGAUCCGCGGAGGCUACGCUUAUCCUCGCGUGGGUCAGUCCGACACGGCAUCGUACGAUCUUGCAGCGCCCGUGGACGGCCGCAUCUUCUUCGCCGGUGAGGCGACAGCUUUCGAGCAGCCUGGGAUGUCGGUGCAUUCAGCCGUCGACACUGGAACACGCGCAUCUGAGCAGGUGGUGCGUGCGCUGCAGGAGCUGUAG
Messenger RNA from Phytophthora nicotianae INRA-310, 1089 nucleotides. RefSeq lists its product as hypothetical. NCBI's taxonomy places the organism in Eukaryota, Oomycota, Peronosporomycetes, Peronosporales, Peronosporaceae. Gene Ontology annotation, molecular function: oxidoreductase activity. The transcript has a single exon. The record is from RefSeq and is a predicted model, not a curated record. Bases 1 to 1089 code for a protein of 362 amino acids.